Molecule: messenger RNA, 387 nt
Organism: Cantharellus anzutake
Lineage: Eukaryota; Fungi; Basidiomycota; Agaricomycetes; Cantharellales; Hydnaceae
Exons: 2
Source: RefSeq, a predicted model, not a curated record
GUACCAGAUGGUGCUAUUGAUGAAUGCGAAGAAUCACACAGAGCCACAAAAUGUGGAAAGCAGUCAGCCUCAAAAACGGAUACCUUCCGUUCGAAGGGCCUGAUGGCAACCAUAUGCCGUCAUGACAUCCCCCUUUUCCUCUGCGAUGUAUGCACUCUGGGUGAACAGCAGCACUUUUCGAUUGCCAUGCUCCUUGCACUUAGCCGCCAACUACCCUCAAAUGCCACUAUUGGAUUAAUGUAUGAUGUUGGGUGUGUUCUUGAUCGAUCGAUUGCCAAGUACAAUCUUAUCCCCGAAAUCGCUCCUAGAUUGAGCAUCGCCAUUUCAGUCUUCCAUGCCUACGCACAUCAAUUCUGUUGUCAAAUCACAUUUCACCCCUGGAAAUGA